AUGGCCUCAACAACCGCAGACCUUGGUCUCCAGAAUUGUCUGGCCAAUAGUCCGUCGCCUUAUCUUCGAGCGCAUAAGGACAACCCAGUCGCCUGGCAAGAAUGGAACUCAGAGACACUGGCUCUCGCCAAGACACACCAACGUCUGAUAUUCCUCAGCGUUGGCUACAGCGCCUGCCAUUGGUGCCAUGUCAUGGAGCGGGAGUCAUUUUGUUCUCGAGAGGUGGCAGGUCUACUGAACUCCAACUUCAUUCCCAUCAAAGUCGACAGGGAGGCCCGUCCUGAUCUGGAUGAAAUCUAUAUGAGCUAUGUGACAGCCACGGCUGGUUCUGGAGGCUGGCCGCUGAGCGUGUUCCUAACACCAGACCUGACGCCUGUGUUUGGUGGAAGUUACUGGCCGGGGCCAAGGUCGGAAACACCAAUGCCGACGGACACCAGCGAUGAGAAGCCGCCUACUUUCGUCGAUAUACUUCACAAGAUGAAGGACGUCUGGGCGACUGAGAAGGAGAAAUGCAUCCAGUCAGCCGCAGACAUGACAUCACAGUUGAAGGCUUUCGCAGAGGAGGGUACACAUUCGAGCUCGGAAGGGUCGCAGCAAUCAGAGGAUAGUGAUCCUCCUGAGCCACUGGAUCUGGACCUCAUCGACGAUGCGUUGGAGCACUUCAAGACGCGAUAUGACUCGAUUAAUGGUGGCUUCGCGGCAAGUCCUACAGCGCCCAAGUUUCCUGCUCCCGUAACACUGCAAUUCCUGCUCCGCGUCGGCGCCUCGAUUGGCUCGACACACACACGCUUCGGCUUUCCAGCGCCUUUGCCCGGCAUCAUUGGAAAAGAGUCAUGCACGAAAGCGGCUUCAAUGGUGUUGCAUACUCUGAUGGCCAUCUCUCGUUCCGGCCUACGGGAUCAGCUGGGCCAUGGAUUCCAUCGGUAUUCGGUCACUCCAGAUUGGAACCUUCCGCACUUCGAAAAGAUGCUGUGCGACAAUGCUCAAUUACUUAAUUGCUAUUGUGACGCGUGGGCACUGGGUCGAGACCCGGAGAUUCUUGGCACCAUAUACAGCCUGGUAGAGUACUUCACAAAUCCAGACUCACCUAUCGUGCGGCCGGAAGGUGGAUGGCACGCCAGUGAGGACGCUGACUCGGUGCCAUCAAACCCAACAGCAGACGGUGCGGCACACGAGAAGAAGGAAGGCGCUUUCUACGUCUGGACCUACAAAAGAUUUGUUCAGCUUCUGGGCGAGAGGAAUGCAAGCAUACUUGCAAGGCAUUUCGGCGUUAAGCCAGACGGAAACGUACCCGCCUCAUGUGAUAUCCACGACGAAUUUCUGAGUCAGAACGUGUUGCACAUUGAUGCCACGCCGUCAAAAUUGGCACAAGAGUUUGCUUUGCCAGAAGAAGAGAUUGUCAAAAUCAUCAAGGACGGGCGAAGUAAGCUUACAGCCCACCGACAAAGCUCGAGACCAAGGCCAGACGUCGAUACGAAGUUCAUCACGUCCUGGAACGCCUUGGCCAUCGCAGCGCUCGCGAAUGCAUCUUACACCUUGCAGUCCAUCGACAAAGAUCGCGCCAAACGUUGCCGUGUUGCCGCCACCAAAGCUCUAGCAUUUAUCCGUACCAACUUAUAUGACGAGGGCACUGGGCAACUUACUCGGAUCUACGAUCCUUCCAAUCCCACAAGGACUGCCUUCCUCGAUGACUACGCAUAUCUCGUCGAAGCGGCCCUCUGGACUUACGAUGUCACCUUCGACCGGUCCUACCUGACCUGGGCCGCGCAGCUGCAAACUCAUAUCUCCUCCGAAUUCCAAUCUCCAUCCGGCGCGUACUACCAGACUCCAAAUGGCGCGUCGGAUACCAUUCUCCGCCUCAAGCCUGGAACCGACAACACUCUACCAUGCCGAACGGCGUGA
Cyphellophora attinorum is the source of this 1902-nucleotide messenger RNA. RefSeq names its product Spermatogenesis-associated protein 20. Gene Ontology annotation, biological process: carbohydrate metabolic process. The record is from RefSeq and is a predicted model, not a curated record. The coding region runs from base 1 to 1902 and encodes 633 amino acids. The transcript has 3 exons. NCBI's taxonomy places the organism in Eukaryota, Fungi, Ascomycota, Eurotiomycetes, Chaetothyriales, Cyphellophoraceae.